Messenger RNA from Polyodon spathula (Mississippi paddlefish), 5829 nucleotides. Its product is annotated as dermatan-sulfate epimerase-like protein. NCBI's taxonomy places the organism in Eukaryota, Metazoa, Chordata, Actinopteri, Acipenseriformes, Polyodontidae. Bases 921 to 4574 code for a protein of 1217 amino acids. Gene Ontology annotation, molecular function: sulfotransferase activity; chondroitin-glucuronate 5-epimerase activity. The transcript has a single exon. The record is from RefSeq and is a predicted model, not a curated record.
CCUGUCGGAAAAUCAUUCUUAACUGGAAUGUGAAAUGUCUGGAAACAGAGCAAGAUAUCAGCACCGCAGAUGUUCUGUUUUGUUCAAGGUCUGCAGUGUUUUACCUCAGGAGAAAGCGUCGGAUCUCUGUGAUUGGAUUGGACACGGCUUGACAGAUGUUUGUGCAGGAGGAAAUGUUUUAGCAGGAGAGAUCAGAUCAAUAGUUUGUUGCUGGCAGGGAGAGAUGUGAGGAGAUUUCCCCCUUAUAUCUCCACGAACAACGAAGAAAGAAGUCGGGGCGUGACUAUAAACUUUGGAAUAUACACAUGAAACGGAAUGGUAUUAUUACCAAAACGAACGAAGUCUACACAAAUUCUGGAAUGGUUUUAAAUGGUACUGUUUUCAGCCUGACCGUAGUUCUGCAAACUCUGGGUAUUGUCAUCGCAUUACACCACAUUAUCUUUAUUUGAAAAAACGUAAGUCAUAAUAUAAUUCUGAUACAAAUGCUGUUUUAUUCAUUUAUUGAUUUUACCGAGAGUCCAUAUUAAAAUUAUAUUUAUUUGCAUAGGAGACCUGACGACAUCCGACUAAACACGUUAUUCUUAGUCAUAUUAUUAGCUGUGGUAGUUUUCAAGACUGCCACUUAUCACGUCGCUGUAUUAUGCUUGUCAGUAACUAACAUACCAACAAUGUCAUAACCAGACUGCUCCUGUUUACUUAAUUUAAAUUUUGCAGCAGGUCGACUACAGUAGUUUUAGAUAUUAUCGUCGUUAUAGCCCUAAACAUCGUUGAUACACCUGGAAGAUAUUCAUAGUAAAAUCCCUGUAGAGGUUUCUAAAUGGACAUUUACUUGGCUACAUAGCUAUUCAAGAAUCAGAAAAAAAAAAAAAAAAAAAAAAAAAAAAAAAAAAAAAAAAGAAAAAAUAAAUAAAGCUGCUGUUAUGCGCAUCAUCAUCAUGGCUCCGUGCUGUAUGGGGAGGGCGGCAAUUUUGUUUUCAGUUUUGACACUGGGAGCUGCCUUUUCAGGCGUUUUCAAUUCUUCAUACAAGGAUGCAUUUACUGACUAUCUGGAUCUGUCACAACAACAAAAACUGAAUUAUUAUAAUACAAACACACAUCAGACCAGUGAUGUUUUAAACUUGCAUCCAAAUUUAUUUUUUGACGCAGGAGAAGUACAAGGCUUAAGGCAAAAAUCUAGCACUACACACAUCCAUAUUUUUAAAAUUAUCAGGAAUGCAGUGAUGGCCAUGCUUUCCACACCACAGCUGUAUCUUCCUCCAGUAAAGCAUGAAGACUUCAGUGCAAAGUGGAAUGAAAUAUAUGGGAACAAUUUGCCACCUCUUGCUUUUUAUUGCCUUCUUUGCCCAGGGGACACUGCUGCUUUUCAAUUUGCUGUGGAAUUUAUGGACAGAAUGGCAGCAUAUCCAGACUGGGGGGUCACUACUGCACCAAACGACGAGGUACCCAUCGCUCACUCUUUAACUGGGUUUGCAACAGCUUUUGAUUUUCUUUAUGCCUCACUGACCACUAGCCGUAAAGACACCUAUCUAAAGAAAAUCAGGGCUGUAACGAAAGAGAUUUAUGAGUUUUCCAAAAUCCGAGGUUGGGGAAAACAGUUAUUGCAAAAUCAUCAAGCCACCAAUAUUUUAGCAAUACUUACAGGUGCGUUAGUGACUGGAGGCCAUGAUGCUCCAGAAACAAUGCUUUGGAAACAAGCUGCUGUCAAUUGUAUGGAAAAAACGAUGUUUCUGUUAAAUCAUGUUGUAGAUGGUUCCUUGGAUGAAGGGGUGGCCUACGGCAGCUACACAGCCAAAUCAAUUACCCAGUAUGUAUUUCUAGCAAAGCGCCACUUUAGUAUAGACAACACGGAGAACAACUGGCUGAAACAGCAUUUCUGGUUUUAUUAUGCCACGCUGCUGCCUGGAUUUCAAAGGACCGUUGGCAUAGCUGACUCUAACUACAACUGGUUUUAUGGUCCGGAAAGCCAGUUGGUUUUCUUGGACACCUUUGUGCUAAAAAACGGUACUGGAAACUGGCUGGCACAGCAGAUCAGAAAGCAUCGGCCCAAAGAUGGACCCAUGGGAGAGUCAUCAUCACACAGAUUAACCACUCUUCAUACUGAGUAUAUCUGGUACAAUGCACAACUAACCCCACAGCAUCCCUAUGGCUUUGGGACAUCUAAAAUGCAUAUUUUCUCAAACUGGGGGGUUGUAACUUAUGGAGCUGGAAUGCCGAACAGUCAAGGGAAUACUUUUGUGUCUUUUAAGUCUGGAAAACUAGGAGGCCGUGCAAUUUAUGAUAUAGUUCACCUUAAACCAUAUUCAUGGAUUGAUGGAUGGAAAAGCUUUAAUCCUGGACAUGAGCAACCAGAUCAAAAUUCAUUUACAUUUGCCCCCAAUGGCCAAGUUUUUGUAUCCGAGGCUCUUUAUGGACCAAAAUAUAGCUUUUUAAACAAUGUGUUACUGUUUGCCCCAUCCCCUACAAGUCAGUGUAAUGAACCAUGGGAGGGGCAGCUUGGGGAGUGUGAAAAGUGGCUCAGAUGGAUGGAUGACAAAGUUGGAGAGGCAGCUGGAGAGGUUAUUGCAGCUUCUCACCACAAAGACAUGAUGUUUGUAAGUGGUGAAGCGGUAUCUGCGUACUCCUCAGCAAUGAAAUUAAAAAGUGUCUAUCGCGCUCUGCUUCUUCUAAACUCCCAGACACUACUCGUUAUAGAUCACAUUGAGAGGCAGAAGGAUUCUCCAGUUAACUGGGUUAGUGCCUUCUUUCACAAUCUUGACAUUGAUUUUAAAUAUGUCCCUUAUAGGUUUAUGGACAGAUUCAACGGUGCCCUAAUGGAUGUAUGGGAUGCUCACUACAAAAUGUUUUGGUUUGACCGUCAUGGCAACAGCCCUGUUGCUAGGAUACAAGAAGCUGAGCAGGCUGCUGAAUUUAAGACGCGAUGGACACAAUUUGUUAAUGUAACAUUUCAAAUGGAUAGCACAGUUACAAGAAUGGCCUAUAUAUUCCACGGACCUUAUGUUAAAUUAUCAAAUUGUAGAUUUAUUGAUGACAGCAAACAAGGGCUGAGGUUGGCUGUGAACAUUAACAAUACUGAGAAAAUUGUGUCAGUUGUGACAAACUAUCAAGACAUUAGCGCACGAUUUAGUUACCUCGGAUUUGGAGGUUAUGCCCAAGUAGAAGACUUACAUCAUGUUACAAGGUUUGGUUUAGGGACAGAUGUUGUGCUAAAGCAAAGCACAGUUAAUACAACUAUAUUCCAUUUUGGGUUAACAGUGAAUUUAAUUGCAGGAGUGAUCUUGUGUGUCGCCAUUGGAUUUAUGGCCUUACAACGUAGGUUUUAUAGUUGCUUCAAUAAAUUUUUGCGUUGUGCUCUAAUUACAGUUAUUAUCCUGUGGAUUACAGAGCUGUUGUUUGUAUCAACAUAUUGUAACCAACCCCUCUGUGGAGUGAAGUGGAUAAAGGCCUCAACAGAUACUGAUGCAAAACAGUCUUAUUCACAGUUUUUCUAUUUGCCAACUGUUGUAAUUACAUCACUUCCUGGUUCUGGAGCAGAAAUGUUAAAGCACCUGUUUUACAACAGCUCUGAUUUUAUUUAUAUAAGAAUCCCUACUGAGCAUAUGGACAUUCCUGAGACAGAAUUUGAAUUUGACUCAUUUGUGGAUGCUUGUGAGUGGACAAAAUCUGAUGUUAAGAGUGGCCGUUUUAAAAUGAUACAGGGCUGGUUUCAUUCUAUUUGCCAUAACACAAAACUGCACCUGCAAAAUAUUCAGUUGAACGAGGUAAGAGGAAGUAGACUUUCUCAGAGAACCACUGUUGUCAAAGAUAAGAGUAAAAAGAUACGAAGAAAGGAGCCUUUGGCUGAACACAGAAGCAGGGUGAAAAGAAGUCUGGACCGGGAUGCAGAGUAUAUUAGAGAACUGAGAAGGCAUCUUUCUGCUCAUCAAAGUGCCCGUGUUGUAGUUAGUUUAAAUAGUGGAAGCUGGACUUUGAAGCUUCCUUUUAUUCAGGAAGUUAUAGGGCCCUCUACAAAGGCCUUAUAUGUUAUAAGAGACCCCCGUGCAUGGAUUUAUUUAAUGCUGUAUAACAGCAAACCAAGUCUUUAUUCUUUAAGAAAUAUUCACCAACAUUUAUCUAUGGCCUUUAAAGAGGAAGACAACAAUGACAAAUGCAACUCUAAUUCAAGAUAUGCCCCUGAAUAUGAGUCAUUGCGCAGACUAUUGUCCAGCUCAGAAUCUAAUGCAGUUUCAUUGUUAGCUCACUUGUGGCUCGCUAACACAGCUGCAUCUCUUCGAAUAAACCAGGACUUAUCAACCGUGAAUUAUCUCCUGAUAAAGUUUGAAGAUAUUGUGCAGUUUCCACAAGAAACAGCAGAGGAGAUUCAUGUUUUUCUGGGUGUUCCUUUAGCUCCUGCUCGUUUAAAUGAAAUCAUUUUCACUACUUCAACAAACUUGUUCAACCUCCCCUAUGAAGGGGACAUAUCACCCACUAACAUAAACAUUUGGAAACAAAACAUGCCCAGAAAGGAUAUCAGAGUAAUUGAAGACAUAUGUUGGUCUGUUAUGAAUCAGUUGGGGUAUGCAAAGUUUACCAAUUAAUUGCUGCAGGUCAGCUGUUUUUUGCACUAAUUAACUUAAUUUAAGUAAAGUACAACUAUAACCACUUGUUAAAGUGGAAAGGGAUAACAAACUUUAACUGAUACUGAAAAACAGUUUGUUGGGUUCAUGUUUACUGUAUGUUAGUUGAUUAACUCCUGAUGUAAAACAGUGUAUUGUGUAAGGGACAAAGUAAUAUUUUAUAUACAAAUAACACUGUUUUGGGCAUAGGCUAGUCACCUUAUGUCUGUUAAAGAUAUAGGGAAUAGGUUCAUGUGGUGCAUAUGGUUUUAAGUUUUAAUUUAAAAAAAAUAAAAAUAAUAAUUAAAACGUGGACGUUAUUUUUACUGUAAAGUUGGAAUAUGAUGUAAAAUAUUGGUGCAUUUUUUAAAACAUAUUUUAACAAGUGGACAGAAAAUCAGAGCAGAGUAUACAAGUGUUUGUAUGUGUUUAAGGGUUACUGAUUGGUUACUGAUUGUUCUUUAACUUUGAAUAUUUUGGUAUUUAAUUUCAUUUUUUACAUUAUUCAGGAUCUGCAAAUAUUUCAAAUGAAACACUAGAUAUUAAACAUGUUGCAUCCCUGUACCUUUACUGUAGGUCACAUGGUCUGAUUUCUGCGAGACAGUAGGAGUGAGUUUGAACUACAAUGUAUGAAGCAAUUGGGUUCCACAGCAGCAGCAUUUUAACUAUAGCAUUGGCUUUGAAAUAUUUGCAUAUUCCUAAGCAAAAAAAAAACAAAAUGUCUUGAUGGGACCAGUGAUACUAUUGCAGGGUUUGUCAACCUUUUUUGAAUAUAGUCACACCUUCCAUACAAUAGCGACAGUUAUAAAUUGAAUAUCAGAAAUUAGCCAAAUACAGAGACGUAUUCACACAAAUUCCAGUACAUAUUAUCCUGUGUAUAGAUGUCAUUCCAAUGCCCAAUAAUCUAAACAAAAAAAAAAAAGUACUUUUUGUAAAAUGUCUUUCUUUAAAUUUUCAUGACCUUUACACUAGUUUCUCAGAAGAACAUAUUACCAAAAUUGUUAUAAUCGUAAAAACACAAAUCCUUCUCCAGCUGCAAUUUUGUUUUCAAUAAUAGUCUAACCACAACACAGCACCUGUAGACCUACACACACUAUUCAGGGACUGUGGCAGUUGAUUUUGGACUGAACCAUUAUUCAAAGGCUGUAGCAGUGAUUUGGACUGAACCAUUUCACCCCAGGGAAGGAGUGAUACAAGUUUGUGUUUUACAAAAAUAAAACUAUUUUUCAUUUUAAAG